AUGACGAUAGCCGGGAUCGGAGGAGCCUCUGGAGCAACCCGCGGACGGCUGUCUUUGGCCCUCUCCUCGGCAAUAACUGGAGCAACGCUCCCCGUCCAGGCGUACGUUCUGCCGCAUCUCUCCUCGUACCAGGGGCCCAUCGUGCGAGCCAGCGUCACCUGGCCCCACAUACGCGGUCUCCCUCUGGCCGAUCCGCAGUAUUUAGACCGAGAUUCAAUCGAGAUACUGCUCGGUGCGGAUGUCUAUUCCGCCAUCCUUCAAGAUGGACUCCGCAAGGGAGGCAAAGACGAGCCCAUCGCGCAGAAGAACUCUCUCGGGUGGAUCCUGUCGGGAGGACACCGAGCCACGACCCAGAGUAGCCAUGCCGCUCACCAAUGCACCAUAGACCGCCAGCUGACCGACUUGGUGCAGCUCUUCUGGGAGCAGGAGAAGGAGAAUACCGCUCCCGUCGCUCUUACCCCGGAGGAGAGAAGGUGCGAGGACAUCUUCGUCCGCGAGCACUCACGCACCACCGCCGGACGUUACAUUCUUCAUGAAGGACUACGAAGACCUGCAACACAUGGAAGCUGUAACCACAUCAUCACAACAUCAUCACAAGAAGAUACUGCAAGGUGCUACUUACCGCAUCACGGAGUGUUGCGAGAAACGAGCAUCACCACUAAGCUCAGAGUCGUGUUCAACGGCUCACAGCUCACGACCUCGGGCACCUCGCUCAACACCAGUCUGCUGACUGGUGCCAAUCUCCUGCCAGUUCUCGCCGACGUACUCCUGCGCUGGCGCUGGCACCGUUACGUCUUCUUGGCGGACAUUGAGAAAAUGUACCGCCAAAUUCUUGUUCAUCCAGACGACCGCGAUCAUCAGCGGAUACUUUGGCGGCACCGUGCCGUUGACGACAUCCGCGAAUACCGCUUGCGAACGGUCACAUAUGGCUUGGCGUGCGCGCCAUUCCUCGCCAUACGGACCUUACACCAGCUCGCCGACGAUGAAGGUCACCGAUUUCCACAAGGAGCUGUCGCGCUGCGCCGCGAUACUUACGUGGACGACGUCGUGACCGGCGCGAGCACCCUCUCGGAGGCCACCGCAGUGCAACGGGAGCUUCGCAGCCUCUGCAUGGCGGGCGGGUUUCCUCUUCGAAAAUGGGCGGCCAACCACCUCAGCAUCCUGGACGGCGUUCCGCACGAGCACCGGCUCACCCACUCACCUCACUCAUGGUCUCACGAGAACCACACAACACUCGGUCUUCACUGGCACCCAGCUGGUGACCACUUCACUUUUUUACAACCGACACGUCACUUCGACGAACUUACAAAACGGCGUGUCCUGUCCGAAACCGCACGAAUGUUCGAUCCUCUCGGCUGGAUCACCCCGGUCACAAUGCGGGCCAAGAUCCUAAUCCAGUCCGUCUGGCUCCAGAAGAUCGACUGGGACACUCCACUUCCAUCACCGGACACGCUCGCUUGGCGGAACCUGCUCUCGCAACUUCCGCGCCUCAACGAGAUAAAGGUACCUCGUUGGCUCGGCAGGUACGCCGCCGUGGUGUACCUCCGCUCCUCUACUGGAAGGAGCACCGCACUCCACCUGCUGACCGCUAAGGGCAAGGUCGCGCCCGUGAAGCCCGUGUCCUUGCCGAGACUCGAGCUAUGCGCGGCCGCCCUCUUGACGAACCUCGUCGUUCACACGCGCACUCUGCUAAGUUUGUCCUCAGCUCCAGUCUUCCUUUGGUCGGACUCCAGGGUCACUCUUCACUGGAUCCACGGACACGCCUCCCGCUGGAAGACCUACGUGGCCAACAGAGUGUCGCUGAUCCAGGAGCGGCUACCCGAGGCGCGGUGGCGACAUGUGCCGGGCAAGGACAACCCAGCUGACUGCGCCUCCCGAGGAGUUCUGCCCAGCGACCUGGUCGGUCAUCCUCUUUGGUGGACGGGACCAUCCUGGCUUUUAGAGGACCAAGCAAGGUGGCCGGACAACGACGGCGCCCUGCUUAACGCUGCUAUGCCGGAGCAAAGGGCCGUCGCCUCACUCUCGGCGGCUGUCAAGGACGUUUCUGAAUCGGCCUUCCUGCUCCGUUUCUCGUCAUUGCACUGA
Molecule: messenger RNA, 2085 nt
Organism: Camponotus floridanus (Florida carpenter ant)
Lineage: Eukaryota; Metazoa; Arthropoda; Insecta; Hymenoptera; Formicidae
Exons: 3
Coding region: 1-2085 (694 amino acids)
Source: RefSeq, a predicted model, not a curated record